Tupaia belangeri chinensis (Chinese tree shrew) is the source of this 4153-nucleotide messenger RNA. Its product is annotated as KIAA0319 like. NCBI's taxonomy places the organism in Eukaryota, Metazoa, Chordata, Mammalia, Scandentia, Tupaiidae. The record is from RefSeq and is a predicted model, not a curated record. Gene Ontology annotation, cellular component: membrane; cytoplasmic vesicle; Golgi apparatus. The coding region runs from base 216 to 3359 and encodes 1047 amino acids. Gene Ontology annotation, biological process: neuron migration. The transcript is spliced from 21 exons.
GGCCGCGGUAGCUGUCCGGGCAGGCUGAGGCGAGAGGGAGCUGUCCGGGUGGGGAGCCCACUCUACCUUCUUCCUUUUCCGCCUCCUCCGGGCGAGGGGAGCGAAGGCUGGGGCCCCCGAGCCCAUGGACCGGGAGGAGGCAGAGGCCGCCGAGAGCCGGGGCCCCGCUAUGUGGCCCUGAGCCCCGUGUACUGGUUCCGCCUGUCUGGAAGGCCAUGGAGGAAAAACUGGGAGUCACGCCAAAGCCUGCUUCCUGGAUUUUAUCAGGAUAUUGUUGGCAGACACCUGCGAAGUGGUUGAGAAACCAGUACCUGUUUUAUGCUUUCUUCUGCUUCAGUGCUCUGUGGUUUUCAACAGAUGCCAGUGAGAGCAGGUGCCAGCAGGGGAAGACACAUUUUGGAGUUGGCCUGCGAUCUGCGGGGGAGAAUCACCUCCGGCAUCUCGAAGGAACUCCCUCUCUCCAGGCAUGCUGGGCUGCCUGCUGCCAGGACUCUGCCUGCCAUGCCUUUUGGUGGCUAGAAGGGACGUGCAUCCAAGUGGACUGCAGCAGGCCCCAGCGCUGCCGCCCCUUUAGGACAGACUCUUCCAAUUCCGUGUUGGUGUUUUUAAAAACAUUCCCACCUGUGGAGGACUUGGGCCUUCCACCCGAAGAGGAUGUGUCACGUCUUCUGGGACUCGAUUGGAGCGGGGCGACUUGGAGGGGGCAGAGCCCACCCAGAGCUUCCCUCAGACCUGCUGUAGCCUCCAGUGACCAGCAGCAGAGCUUCAUCAGGAAGCUUCAGAAGAGAGACAGUCCCAGUAAAGAAACAGCCACACCUGUGGUGACAGAGCACGCGGAGAGCCCCUCCAAGGAUCUCGGCGACCCAACCACCAGUGGCGCUGCAGAGGUGGACGAGGCAGUUACAGUUUCCAGUCCCUUAACCACAAACCAGACUGCAGAGAUUCCCGGCUGGCCAAAGAAUGUAUCAGUCCAACCUGAACCAUCCGAGGAGCCCAGCACUCAGCAAGUGAAAAGUCACGAGAAAACCCAGACCGCUGCCCCUUUGCCCGCGGCGCCCUCCCACAGUUAUGCGACCCCCACCCCACAGGCCUCUUUCCAGAGCACCUCGGCACCACCCCCAGUUAUAAAGGAACUGGUGGUAUCUGCUGGAGAGAGUGUCCAGGUGACCCUGCCUAAGAAUGAAGUUCAGUUAAAUGCAUAUGUUCUCCAAGAACCCCUUGAAGGAGAAACCUACACCUACGACUGGCAGCUGAUUACUCAUCCUAAAGACUACAGCGGAGAAAUGGAAGGGAAACAUUCCCAGGUCCUCAAACUAUCCAAGCUCACUCCAGGACUGUACGAAUUCAAAGUGAUCGUAGAGGGUCAGAAUGCCCAUGGGGAAGGCUACGUGAACGUGACAGUGAAGCCAGAGCCCCGGAAGAAUCGGCCUCCCGUUGCUAUUGUGUCUCCGCAGUUCCAGGAGAUCUCUCUGCCAACAACCUCUACGGUCAUUGAUGGCAGCCAAAGCACUGAUGAUGAUAAAAUCGUCCAGUACCACUGGGAGGAACUUAAGGGGCCUCUGAGAGAAGAGAAGAUUUCUGAAGACACUGCCAUAUUAAAACUAAGCAAGCUCGUUCCUGGGAACUAUACUUUCAGCCUGACUGUCGUGGACUCCGAUGGAGCUACCAACUCCACCACUGCAAGCCUGACCGUAAACAAAGCCGUGGAUUACCCCCCUGUGGCCAACGCAGGCCCCAACCAAGUCAUCACCCUGCCCCAGAACUCCAUCACGCUCUUUGGGAACCAGAGCACGGAUGAUCAUGGCAUCACCAGCUACGAGUGGUCUCUCAGCCCCAGCAGCAAAGGGAAAGUGGUAGAGAUGCAGGGCGUUAGAACACCGACCCUGCAGCUCUCUGCAAUGCAAGAGGGAGACUAUACUUACCAGCUCACAGUGACGGACACGAUCGGGCAGCAGGCCACCGCCCAAGUGACGGUCAUCGUGCAGCCUGAAAACAACAAGCCUCCGCAGGCAGAUGCAGGCCCAGAUAAAGAGCUGACCCUCCCUGUGGACAGCACCACCCUGGAUGGCAGCAAAAGCACAGAUGACCAGAAAAUCGUCUCGUAUCUCUGGGAGAAAUCACAGGGACCUGACGGGGUGCAGCUGGAGAACGCCAACAGCAGCGUGGCCACUGUGACCGGGCUGCAGGUGGGGACCUACGUGUUCACCUUGACCGUCAGAGACGAGCGGAACCUGCGCAGCCAGAGCUCCGUGAACGUCAUCGUCAAAGAAGAAAUGAACAAGCCGCCCACAGCCAAGAUAUCUGGGAACGUGGUGAUUACCUUGCCUGCGAACACGGCAGAGCUGGACGGCUCCAAGUCCUCGGAUGACAAGGGGAUAGUCAGCUUCCUCUGGACGCGAGACGAGGGGAGCCCAGCCGCAGGGGAGGUGCUGAAUCACUCUGACCAUCACCCCAUCCUCUUUCUCUCCAACCUGGUUGAGGGAACCUACACGUUUCACCUAAAAGUGACUGACGCGAAGGGCGAGAGUGACACAGACCGGGCCACCGUGGAGGUGAAACCUGAUCCCAGGAGAGACAACCUGGUGGAGGUCGUCUUGGAUGUCAACGUCAGUCAGCUGACUGAGAGGCUGAAGGGGAUGUUCAUCCGCCAGAUUGGGGUCCUCCUGGGGGUGCUGGAUUCCGACAUCAUUGUGCAAAAGAUUCAGCCGUACACGGAGCAGAGCACCAAGAUGGUCUUUUUUGUUCAAAACGAGCCUCCGCACCAGAUCUUCAAAGGCCACGAGGUGGCAGCGAUGCUCAAGAGUGAGCUGCGGAAGCAGAAGGCGGACUUCCUGAUAUUCGGAGCCCUGGAGAUCAGUACCGUCACCUGUCAGCUGAACUGCUCGGACCAUGGCCACUGCGACUCCUUCACUAAGCGCUGUGUCUGCGACCCCUUCUGGAUGGAGAAUUUCAUCAAGGUGCAGCUGAGGGAUGGAGACAGCAACUGUGAGUGGAGCGUGUUGUAUGUGAUCAUCGCUACCUUCGUGAUGGUCGUCGCCUUGGGGACCCUGACUUGGACCAUGAUCUGCUGUUGUAGGAGGCAAAAAGGAAAACCCAAGAGGAAAAGCAAGUACAAGAUCCUGGAUGCUACAGAUCAGGAGAGCCUGGAGCUGAAGCCGGCGUCCCGAGCAGGUACCAAGCAGAAAGGCCCGGCGCUGGGCAGCAGCCUGAUGCACUCCGAGUCGGAGCUGGACAGCGACGACGCCAUCUUCACGUGGCCGGACCGCGAGAAGGGCCGGCUCCUGCACGGCCAGAACGGCUCGGUGCCCAACGGGCAGACGCCGCUCAAGGCCAGGAGCCCGCGGGAGGAGAUCCUGUAGCCCCGUCGGUCCUCAGGGUAGGGGUCGGCAGUGCCAGGCCAGGGCACAGCCGCGCCGCUUCUACCUCCACGUCUGCGGCGCCGGCCGGCAGCCCUGGCUCCAUCCUUCCCCGGAGCCAAACGAAGCUGUGAACGACCUUUCUUCCUCUGACCUCCAGGCAGGCCCCUGAGAGCCUCCCCUCCGGCCUCCUGUUUCUGCACUCCCGGCCCUUCCCGGGGGCACCCGUUGCUGCUCCCGGAGCUCCUGCACUGGGCCGGCCACACCCCUUCCCGCGCUGCCUCCGCCUGGGCUCAGACCCAAGCACCACCAGCCCCGCCCGGCGCCGCCCAGAGCCACCCGGAGCCCACCGGCCCAAAGCCCAGGGGGCUGUGCUUCGCUCGGUUGGAGCACGCGGCCUCAGGGCCCCAGAGCAGCGGCCUCUCCUCCCCGGCACAGCAGGGAGCCCGGGAUGGUGGUGCAGACGGUGUCAGCGAGGCCGGCUGUCUGCAGGGAGGGCCCGCCUGCCAGGUGGCGGGUGGAGGCGCCGGCGUUGGGAGCGGCCAGGCUGGACACUGCCUCCCCUGCUGCUCGACCAGUACGCGGUCCCCAAGGGGACAGCCACACAGGGACUGGAAAGCUGUGGCAUGAGAGCGCAUGUGUGCGACUGCCCCACAGGUCCUGCCCUCCACCCUGUCCUUGGUGUCCCUGCAUGUGUGUGAGUGAGCGCGAGUGCAUCACCUGUGGGGCUGUCGGCUGCCCCCAGGCAAUCUUGACUGGAAGGACUUGGAGCUCCUGGAACACAUCCUGAGUCCCUG